AUGGGCGCGGCGUCGGGCAUCAUGGUCGCCAAGGAGGACGCCGUGUUCCCGGACAGCGGUGCGUACGGUGGCUGGCCGACGUCGAGCGUCGAGCUCUGCCUCGAGAAGUACCUGAGCCUGCGCGAGCACAAGGACGUCGACAUGGACGGGACGAUCCGGGUAAUUUUCACCAAGGACCGGUUCGUCGACGACGCCAACGCGCCGCCCUUCGGCCUCGUCGUCGAGCCGUUCCUCAGCGGCGUCGCGAGGAUCGCGACGGAGGGCAAGAUGGACCGCCAGUCCGUGCGCCGCGCGAGCUCCGCGCUCCAGGACGGCGAGAUGCUCAUGGUGCGCCACGUCGAGGCCGGGUCGCCGGCUUCGGACGCGAAGGUCGAGGCCGACUGGCUCCUGAGCACGGUCUGCGGCAAGAUCCCCAAGUCCGCGUCCAUGGUGAGGGACGCGAUAGCCGCGGCCGUCGCCGCGGGCGACGACUGCGAGCUCCACUUCACGGCGGGCCCCUUCAACCACGGCGGCGCGCCGCCGAUCCGCAUCGGCCGGCCCCUCUGGAUCCACGUCUUCAACGACCCCACGGAGCACGGCGCCGACGGCGCCGUGCUCCAGCUGCCGCUGAGCUGCAUGAAGGCCUUGCAGGCCGCCUUCCCGGACGGCGCGGCGAGCGGCGCGGCGGCGCGGCCCGCGCUCAUCAUGCUCGCGCUGCUGUGCCGCGACUCGUUGACGAGCCGGCUCCAGAUGAUCUUUCAAGCGUUGGACGCGAAGAACAAGAUGUCCGUGCCGACGGCGGAGGUCUCCGACGUCGUCGCGCUCUUCACGGCGACGCUGCGCCACAUGCGCUACCUGCGCCAGCCCCUCACGGACGACGCCCUUGGCGCUUUGACGGAAUCGUUGGCGUCCCACGCGAAAAACGGCCGGCUCGAUUCCGAGGGCUUCGUCGAGUGGGGCAAGCGCGAGUCCAAGGGCGGGCUGCUGGCGGCCCUGGCCCACAGCGCGACGGGCACGCUCGGCAAGUACCGCAAGCCCGUCACGCUCGACGCGGCCCACUCCAAGGAGGCGCACGCGCGCGCGCGGCGCAAGUACGGCUCGGGCCGCGCGCAGCAGGCGAACAAGAAGCUGGGCGUCGCCAUCGCCACGGCGGACGCGACGCACAACAACUCGGCCAAGUACGACCUCGAGAAGGUGCGCAAGAAGCACGACGGCCGCGUCCGGGCCGUCGCGUCCUCGACGACGAUGGCGCGCCUCGUGUCCGAGGUCGACUUCGGCUACGAGGACCUGCACAAUUUACGAUUGGAGUUCGCGGACGCGUCGGACCGCUCGGGCAAGGACGGGCCCUACCUCACCUGCGACCGGCUCAAGGACAUGCUGCUCGCGCGCUUCCCGUCGCUCGAAAACGGGCGCGUGCUCACGGACAUGCUCCGCGUCUUCGACGUCAACAGCAACAACAAGAUCUACUUCCCGGAAUUCGCGCGGGCGCUGUCGAAGCUCGUGGGCUCCUUCGAGGAGCAGAUGUCGUUCAUCUUCGCGCUCUGCGACAAGGACGCGGACGGGCAACUGGAGCUCUGGGAGCUGAGCGACCUCAUCUCCGACGCGUCCGACGACAUGAACGAGCUCGGCGACCACAUCAAGGCGCGCAUCCCGACCUUCGACGACGGCGGCGGCUUCGUCGAGAUGGUCGAGUUCGAGGCGUUGCUCAAAAGCGACGCGCAUCUGUACCUCAACUUCUACUGGACGUGGGUGCCGUUCAUCGGCGGGAAUCUGCUGGCGGGUCUGGAACUCUUCGAGCAGGUGGCCAUCGCCGUCGGCGUGCUGCCGAACUUCGAGCUCGCCCUGCGCAUGUGCCCGGCGUUCUCGGCGGCCGCGGGCCUGGCUACCGCGGGCGACUGGAAGAUCGGCGCGCUCGAGCUCGCGCAGGUGCUCUUCGGCGCGUUGGGCGUGCCCGUGCCCGCCGGCGAGUCGUUCCGCGCGCUGCAACCUUCGGAGGGCGACGGCGUCCCCGCCAAGGACGACGGCGAGACGCCGCGCGCGGCCGAGAAGGUCGGCGCCGCGGACGGCGCCGAGACGCCCUCGAUGGCGCCGACGAAGUCCAAGGACAUGCACUUCUUCGCCACGCCCGUGCUGACGGGCGCGCAGACCGCGCCGCUCAUGUUCAAGCUGUCCAAGGCCGUGACCCUCAUCUUCGACGAGCUCCUGGGCGCGUACAAGCGCCGCGCGGCGCACGCGGCCAAGGCGAACCCGAAGCCCGGCGAGGUCGACCAGUUCGGGGCGCCGCUGCUGCCCAUCGAGAGCGAGGGCAUGGACGAGAUCCCCGCCGCGCGGGUCUGGGCCACGGUCGCGCACUACCUCGCGGCGCGCGGCGCCGCGGGCCUCACCAAGUCGACGCGGAAUUUAGACGUCCUGUCGCCGAGCGGCAUGGACUUUGACGAGCAGGUCGCGACGUCGCCGUCGGGCGCCACGGCGGUCCACCCGGGCCGCCUCACGUCCGUCCCGCAGGAGAUCCAGGCCGCGAUCAUUUCGAGGGUGGUCGCGUUCGAGGCCAUCGAGGACGACUACCACCCGGACCCCAUCGUGUCGCCGUCGUCGCGGUCGUUGAAGAACCCGCCGCAGCUGCCCAAGAUCCCCAUGGCCAAGAUCUUCACCUUCACGAACGAGGUCUGCGCGAUCCACGACGCGUGGGAGCUGACGCUCGCCGAGGCCUUCGAGGCCAUGGACGCGAACCAGGACGGGAGCGUGUCCUUCGACGAGCUGCUGAAAUACUCGCGGAUGAACCGCGAGCUCUUCCAGCUCAUGAUCGGCACGGGCAACCGCAAGACGAAGGGCCUCAUCGAGUACGACGCGGCGCGCGUCGCCGAGUACGACCAGGUCGCCCACCCGGAGCACCCCCUGCCCGUGCUCAAGUAA
Aureococcus anophagefferens is the source of this 2892-nucleotide messenger RNA. RefSeq lists its product as hypothetical. The transcript has a single exon. Lineage: Eukaryota; Pelagophyceae; Pelagomonadales; Pelagomonadaceae. The record is from RefSeq and is a predicted model, not a curated record. Gene Ontology annotation, molecular function: calcium ion binding. The coding region runs from base 1 to 2892 and encodes 963 amino acids.